GAAAUAACUAUAGUUAAAGCAAGCUUGUUACAUAAUGUAUCUUUUAAGUUUUACUUAAUAAAAGAUACAUUACAUAACAAGCAAGCAUUUAGGUUAAUAGUCGGUGGUGCAUCAUCCACGCUAUGGACCUCUCCAUUCUUGUCCUCCCACCCGCUCCUUGUCAUAGUUUUCUGCAGAAAAAUGUCUUGACAGCUAGGUAGUGCCAAUUUAAGAUGUCUAUCCAAGGAUUGAAGCGACUCCAGCCCCUAUUUUGGUUAUAAUCAGGUCAUUUAGAGCCUGAACCCCUGUUAGGAAAGGGUGAUGAUGGGAGAGGGGGUUGGAUUUCACUUUCAGAUAGCUUGUAAGGGAAUUUAAGUGUUAAAAAGACUGAAGAACUGUUUUAAUCACCCAGCAGACAAGGUUAAUAAUGUUUCCUCAACAGUGCAACCUUAUAGUAGUUUUUUUCCUAACUAUAUGAAUAAAUUGUCAGAGGAAUGAUCCUUGAUUAUUGGUUUUGAACUGAUUGUUUGCAUGGGAAUGUGAAUUGCUCAUAGGCUGUUGGGGUUAGACUUAAUCAGGCAUCUUGAGAUUUGAAAACCUGGUGAGUGAGGUGCAUAUUGAGCCAUACAAACUUAGUAGGCACUCAAUGUCAUAUGGUUGACUCGACAUAGUAGGGGGCCUAAUUUUAGUUCUGUAGUAAAGUAUUUAGAAUUUUGGCAAUGCUUGUGGGAGUUUUGUGGCGGUUGAUAAAGAUACUGCUGGGUCUCGGAAUUUAAAAUGGGCGAGGAUUUUGGUGAGAUUAAAUGGUGACAGCACACCCAGUAGCUUGCAGGUUGUGGUGCAAGAGCGCUGUUUUUCCAUUCCUCUAUGGUGGGAGAUGUCCCCUAGGGUAUCAGUAGUGUAACCAAGCAGAGGUGGCUGGAAGCUGAAGGUUGGGGAUGACUUGGAGUGUGAUCCACACGCGAGGGCGAGAGUAGAGUUGGUCACUUUCUCAAAGGGAAAAGGUAUAGAUUGCGUGUCGCAGCUGGAGCAGAGGAGGGGAGCUGGUGAUGUGAUGCAGCCCGGGUCUUCUGUUUCUGCACCGCAGAGGGAUGGCUCUGAGUCUCUGAUUGAAGAGACAGAGCUGGGCCUUUCCUUGGGUGGUGAAAAGGCCCAACAGCGAGGGGCUAGUCCAAGGGUGAAGGAGAGGCCUUUAGGGGCUUUUGUCCAGAAGAAGAAUUUGGGCCAAGGCAUUGGGAUGGGCCCAAAUCCAGAGUUAAGUUUUGGACUGAGUUGCCUGACUAAAGCCCAAGGGGCCUUAGUGGGCUCUGAGGGCUCAUUUAGGAGGUUAGAAGGAGUGGCCCAAACCCUUCCCUCUGUUGAAAGGGUCUCUCAGAGAAUGGAAGGCACACCUCGUGAGCUCCAGAUCUCUGUGGAAGAUGUCAGGCUCGUUCUUGAGCAACGAAAUCCUCAGGUUUUUGACGCUUUGGGUGCAAUCAUCAUGAAUGACGCGUUGUUGGAGGAGGCCGCUCGCUUUACAGGUUUCAGAGGAUAUUGGCUGAUAUGGCUUGAAUCUUGGUGUUAUGGUGUCUUAUCAACUACACAUUGCAUGGGAAAGGCCUACAAGUUCUCUUGGAACCAGUGCUCUAAUGGUGUUACCAGACAGGACCGGAGUAUGGGGAAGACGAUUGGCAGAGGGCGUGAGUCUCAAGGCCUCUAUCACCUCACAUCACCUUCAUCUCCUGCAGCUUGCAUUUCCACUGAUGCUCCUCUUCUCAUUCACAGUCGUCUAGGUCAUCCUAGUCUCUCCAAGUUCCAGAAGAUGGUCCCUCGUUUUUCCACUUUGUCGUCGCUUGCGUGUGAGUCGUGUCAGCUUGGGAAACAUACUCGUGUCUCGUUCCCAAAGCGUUUGAAUAAUCGGGCAAAGUCUCCUUUUGAACAUGUCCACACUGAUGUUUGGGGUCCAUGUCGGACCACGUCUACUUUAAGAUUUCAGUAUUUUGUCACUUUCAUUGAUAACUAUUCAAGAUGUACUUGGUUAUUUUUAAUGAAAAAUCGAGCUAAGUUAUUCUCUAUUUUUCAGAAAUUUUAUGUUGAAAUCCAAACACAAUUCAAUGUUUCUAUUUGAGUGUUACGCAAUGACAAUGCUCGGGAAUAUUUUUCUACACCCUUUACUUCUUUUAUGUCCCAACGUGGGAUCCUCCAUCAGUCAUCUUGUGCUCAUACUCCUCAACAAAAUGGGGUUGUUGAAUGUAAAAAUCGACAUCUAGUUGAGACAGUUCGUACCCUCCUUCUCCAUAGUCAUGUUCCUUUUUGUUUUUGGGGGGAUGUUGUUCUUACAGCCUAUUACUUGAUUAAUCGUAUGCCCUCAUCUAUAUUACAUGAACAAAUCCCUCAUUCCCUCUUUUUUCCUACCCAACCUCUUUAAUUCAUUCCUUCUAGUGUCUUUGGCUAUACUUGUUUUGUUCAUACUCUCACACCUAGACAGGACAAGCUCUCCGCCAAGGCUACAAAAUGCAUCUUCUUGGGAUACUCUCGACUUCAAAAGGGCUAUCGUUGUUAUUCCCCUGACACUCAUCGUUAUUUUCUCUCCGCUAAUGUCACCUUCUUUGAGGACUCUCCAUUCUUCUUAUCCUUUGAAUCUCUUCCCAUUUCUAAAGUAUUGUCACUUCCCUAUAUAUCCCCCUUUUCCGAUGCGUUCUCUCGUCCUCUUCAGGUUUAUCAUCGUCGACAUCGUGCUGUUGCUCCUCCUCUCUCUUCCGCUGAGGCACCUGAUGACUUAUCUCCUGUCCCACCGAUUUCUCCUACCCCGACCCUGCCAUCUACUGACCAUUUGCCUAUUGCUCUUUGGAAAGGUAAUCGAUCUACUCGUAACCCUCAUCCUAUUUAUAAUUUUUUGAGCUACCAUCGAUUAUCUUCAUCCUAUUCUGCCUUUGUCUCUACUUUAUCUUCUGUUUCUCUUCCUAAGAGCAUGAGUGAGGCACUUUCUCAUCCUAGGUGGCGACAGGCAAUGGUUGAUGAAAUGACUGCUCUGCACUCCAAUGGCACAUGGGAUCUUGUUUCUUUACCUCCUGGUAAAUCUACAGUUGGAUGCCGUUGGGUGUACACUGUUAAAGUUGGUCCUGAUGGUCAGGUUGAUCGCCUUAAGGCCCGCUUGGUUGCUAAAGGUUAUACUUAGAUUUAUGGUUGUGACUAUGGUGACACCUUCUCUCCUGUUGCCAAGAUUGCUUCUGUUCGCUUAUUUCUCUCCAUGGCAGCUAUGUGUCAUUGGCCUUUUUAUCAGUUGGAUAUUAAGAAUGUUUUCCUUCAUGGUGAACUUCUCGAGGAAAUGUGUAUGGAGCAACCACUUGGUUUUGUUGCUCAAGGGGAGUCUGGUUUAGUGUGCAAGUUACGCCGCUCUCUAUAUGGCUUGAAACAGUCUCAUCGGGCAUGGUUUGGGUGUUUUAGUUUAGUUGUUCAAGAGUUUGGAAUGCUUCGGAGUGAAGCAGAUCAUUCAGUUUUCUACCAUCAUAACUCUUCGAGCCAGUGCAUCUAUUUGGUAGUUUAUGUGGAUGACAUUGUCAUUACAGGCAGUGAUCAGGAGGGUAUCCAAAGACUAAAGCAAUACUUUUCAACCACUUUCAAACCAAAGACUUGGGCAAACUCAAGUACUUUCUGGGACUUGAAAUAGCUCAAUCAGUUUAGGUGUGGUUAUGUCACAAAGGAAGUAUGCCUUAGACAUCUUGGAAGAAACAGGUAUGUUAGAAUGUAAACCUAUUGACACUCCUAUGGAUCCAAAUGUCAAACUUGUACUAGGACAGGGGGAGCCUUUAAGAGAUCCUGGGAGAUAUCAACGACUUGUAGGCAAAUUGAACUACCUCACCAUCACUCGGCUAGACAUCUCUUUUCCUAUGAGUGUGGUUAGUCAAUUUCUACAAUCACCAUGUGACAACCAUUGGGAUGUUGUGAUCCGCAUUCUUCGAUAUAUUAAAGGAACACCAGGCCAAGGUAUGUUGUAUGAAGACGAGUUAUACCCAAAUUGUUGGUUACAUAGAUGCAGACUGGGCUGGUUCACCCUCAGAUAGGCGUUCCACCUCAGGGUAUUGUGUUUUUCUUGGAGGCAACUUAAUAUCCUGGAAGAGUAAAAAAUAAGAUGUAGUGGUCAGAUCAAGCGCCGAAGCUGAGUAUCGAGCUAUGACUUUGGCAACAUGAGAACUCAUAUGGUUGAGGCAACUCCUUCAGAAAUUGAGAUUUGCGAAAGAUGAACAAAUAAAGCUAGUCUGUGACAAUCAAGCCGCAUUACAUAUUGCAUCCAAUCCAGUCUUUAAUGAAAUGACCAAGCAUAUUGAAGUUGACUGUCACUUCAUUAGAGAGAAGAUCGCAUUAGGGUGUGUUGCUACAAGUUUUGUUAAUUCAAAUGAUCAACUAGCAGACAUCUUCACUAAAUCUCUUAGAGGUCCUAGGAUUAAAUACAUUUGUAACAAGCUUGGUGCAUAUGACAUAUAUGCUCCAGCUUGAGGGGGAGUGUUGAACAUAAUGUAUUUUAUAGUGUACAAGUUUCUUUCCUUUCUUAAUAUAGGUCACAUAUGGUAGUUAGUUAAACCUAGCCUUGUAUAUAUAUUUCUCUAUUGUAAGAAGUUAAGAAUAUGAAUGAGAAUUAAGGUUUUCUCUCUCUUUCUCUCUUUCAACACUUCAAACAAGGAUUUAAAGUAGGAUCCAAUCCCUUCUUUAAGCUCCUCCUCAUUAUUUAGCCGAACACCCCUAACUGUCAUGCUACUGAUAAAAUUUCCCCUUCUCCUUGCAUUAGCCAUACGGUGAAAGAACUUGGUAUUGCUAUCUCCCUCCUUCAGCCAAAGAGCCCUUGACUUCUACAUCCAAGAGAUUUCUUCAAGGAUGGCACAAUGACUAAAUUCAUCUCUAGCUAUCCGCUGACUACUCCUAUCUUCCUCAGAUAGAGAACCAAACAUUUCUAAACUAUCCCAAUAAUUUAACUUCUCCAAGGCAGCGUCCUUCCUAGCUGACACAUUGCCAAGGGUCUCUUUAUUCCACCUCUUCAAGUAGUAUUUCAAAGCCUGUAGCUUCUUCGCAAGCACAAAACUGGGUUUCCCCCUAAAAUUGUAAGACUGCCACCAAUCUUUAAUCUUAUCCAUAAAACCUUCCACCCUUAGCCACAUGUUUUCAAAUCUAAACGCGUUUUUACCUAUUCUCAUCCCACCGCAAUCUAACAAAAUCUGGCAAUGGUCAGAAACAGGUCUUGGAAGAAGAAUUUGCAUGGCCCCCGACACAAGUUCCUCCUAGUCUCUUGAAAACAGAAAGCGGUCUAACCAAGCCUUCAGGGAACCUCCUUCCCCUCCACUCCAAGUGAAUGCUCCACCUCCACUUUGCAAGGUAGUUUUAGAAAGAGCUUUUGUAAAGACAUCAACCAACUGAUCUAAAGAGCGAACAUAAGAAGCAGAAACAUCUUGGGUCAGGACUUGUGAUGAGGCGAAACAAAAUGGUAAGAAACAAA
Molecule: messenger RNA, 5446 nt
Organism: Vitis vinifera (wine grape)
Lineage: Eukaryota; Viridiplantae; Streptophyta; Magnoliopsida; Vitales; Vitaceae
Exons: 3
Coding region: 1034-2086 (350 amino acids)
Molecular function (GO): nucleic acid binding
Source: RefSeq, a predicted model, not a curated record